This is a messenger RNA of Emiliania huxleyi CCMP1516, 600 nucleotides long. RefSeq lists its product as hypothetical. NCBI's taxonomy places the organism in Eukaryota, Haptophyta, Isochrysidales, Noelaerhabdaceae. The record is from RefSeq and is a predicted model, not a curated record. The transcript has a single exon. Gene Ontology annotation, cellular component: mitochondrial inner membrane. Gene Ontology annotation, biological process: mitochondrial respiratory chain complex I assembly. The coding region runs from base 1 to 600 and encodes 199 amino acids.
AUGCUCUUGUUCAGAGCGAAGCGAGCACGAGCAAUCCGGUCGCCGUCGCGCGUCGCCCUCCGCGCGCUGAGCUCCGGCGGCGGCGGCCGCCGCACGUCCCGCCGCCACACGCCGCAUAGCGGGUACGGACACGACAUCCUCGGCGACACUGGCGGCUUCCAGCCCCUGAGUGAGGAGGUGAGCCGCGGCGUUGACGGGCUCUUUGCGCACGGCACCACCUCGGUCGAGUCCUACUCGAGCCGCGGUUUCGUCGUCAACGGCGUCCAGCUGCCUGGCGCGGUGCUUCUGCUGCCGGACCAGUCGUUUCUCUUCUCCGCCGCCGCUGUCGGCGAGCUGACGCCGGCGUCGCUCACGCCACUGCUGCUGCUCGAGGAGCGGCCGGAGCUGCUCAUCCUCGGCUGCGGCGAGCGGAUCGAGCGGCCGCCGCCCGCGGUCGGCGCGUGGGCCGCGCGGCACGGAUUGGCGCUCGAGGUGCUCAACACGCGCACCGCCUCGUCGACGCUCAACUUUAUGGUGCAGGAGCAGCGGCCGGUGGCGGCGGUGCUCUUCCCACCCGGCUACCGUCGGCCCAGCGAGGGCGACGAGUCGGGGUUCGGAUGA